ACUUGUAUGGAACUAUAUUCGAUAUUUGCAUCUUCGGAACUAUCACGCUGGACCUAAAGCCCUAGUCGCUCUCAUUCGUUUGGAGUAUUGAAUCGUUAACGCCAGAGACUUGGCACGUCGAAUUGUUCGCUCCUGUGUACACUGCGUUCGCUACAGACCGAAGCUGCUACAACAACUCAUGGGCUCAUUACCGCCUACGCGACUCGCUCCGGCUCGACCCUUUGAACGCUGUGGAGUUGACUUUUGUGGACCCAUCAACACAUAUCUACGCAUUCGAGGAAAGGGACCUACAAAAUCAUACAUAGUCGUGUUCGUUUGCCUUCUCACCAAGGCCGUUCACAUCGAAGUAGUCUCUGAUUUGUCAACAAAGGCGUUCUUAAACGCAUUGAAACGGAUGGGAGGUCGUCGCAAGCUGCCGACAGACAUCUUCUGCGAUAAUUCCACUAACUUUGGCACCUCAUUUCGGAGGCCUGUGGGAAGCGGCAGUUAAGAGUGCAAAGGGGCUGUUAAAUCGUACGCUGGCCAACACCAG
Molecule: messenger RNA, 532 nt
Organism: Drosophila miranda
Lineage: Eukaryota; Metazoa; Arthropoda; Insecta; Diptera; Drosophilidae
Exons: 2
Coding region: 179-490 (103 amino acids)
Molecular function (GO): nucleic acid binding
Source: RefSeq, a predicted model, not a curated record